Messenger RNA from Dermochelys coriacea (leatherback sea turtle), 5469 nucleotides. It is a transcript of the gene CORIN, whose product is annotated as corin, serine peptidase. Gene Ontology annotation, molecular function: serine-type endopeptidase activity; protein binding. Gene Ontology annotation, biological process: regulation of blood pressure; acrosome reaction; peptide hormone processing. Gene Ontology annotation, cellular component: membrane. NCBI's taxonomy places the organism in Eukaryota, Metazoa, Chordata, Testudines, Dermochelyidae. The coding region runs from base 156 to 3563 and encodes 1135 amino acids. The record is from RefSeq and is a predicted model, not a curated record. The transcript is spliced from 22 exons.
GGGGGGAGCAGACAAAAUGCGGAGCCCCCUCCCUCCCCCGAGCCCAGCCUGUGUGUUUGGGAGGGAGGGAGGCAGUCGUGGCACGUCCGUGUGAGAUGUAGAAAGGAGAAGGGGUGGGGGGAGGAAGGUGCAGAAGACUAAGCAGCAGCCAGAGCAUGUUCUCGAUGCAACCGUUCCCUGCCCUGCCGCCGGAAGAAGAGCGUUACCGCCAGGUCCUCUCCACUGACCGGGUCUUAGGAACAGAUGAAGAUAAUAUGGAUGGUUGCUCUCAGAAGCUGGCUUCUGCCAAAUACCUUCGACUUUUGCUACUAAUACUGAUUCCAUGCAUCUGUGCUCUCAUCCUCCUAUUGGUGAUCCUGCUCACCUUUGUAGGUAUAUUAGAAAAAACAUGUUUUUAUUCAAAUGGAAGUGAUCUUCUAGCUGCUGAUGGCAACAUUCGAACAUCGGACAUUGCUUUUCCAAAUAUUGUUGAAAAUGGUUCGGAUGUGGUUCCCACGGUGGAUCUCAAAAUGCUGCCAUCAUCCUGGACCCAAAGCCCUUUAUCCCAUGUUGAUCAAAUGCACGAAAACUUAAGUAUGUUCAGGCAGGGCUUGCAGGAAGAUUCCUUGGCUCCUAUUAUUACACCAGCCCCUCCACUUAACCCCACGACUACAGAUGUUGGUAUUUUGACAAGAGCCCCCGAAGACAAUACAUGGCCAUUUUCCAGUACAGAGGAGAAAACUCUUUGGUCCACAGACACAUCCAUCAAGAUCACAGACAGGAUAUCCUCUCUACCUACGUUAAGUUCUGUCCAUCCAGUUGCUGUACAAGAAAUGAAUCUGAAAAAAAGUGCCUGCAUAAAUAUCACCUACAGCCAGUGCCAAAUGCUGCCAUAUAACCACACCACUCUAACAUCAGUUCUUUCCAUUGUCAAAAGCAUUGAAAUGGAAAAGUUCCUCAAGUUCUUCAGUUAUCUCAACCGCCUCAGCUGCUAUCAACACAUCAUGCUGUUCGGCUGUAGCCUUGCUCUUCCUGAGUGCAUCAGUGAUGGUGAUGACAGUCGAGGACUCCUGCCCUGUAGAUCAUUUUGUGAGGCAGCAAAAGAAGGUUGUGAACCAGUUCUGGGAAUGGUGAAUUCUUCAUGGCCUGAGUUCCUCAAAUGCUCCCAGUUCCAAAACAGAACUGAAAAUGACAACACCACGAGGGUCUGCUUCUCGCCAUGGCAAGAGAGAGGAAAACAAUUGCUGUGCGGAGGAGAUGAGAGCUUCUUAUGUGCCAGUGGAAUCUGCAUCCCUGGGAAACUACAAUGUAAUGGCUACAAUGACUGUGAUGACUGGAGCGAUGAGGCACAUUGCAACUGCAGUGAUGAUGUGUUCAGAUGUACUACCGGGAAAUGCCUCAAUUACACCUUUGUUUGUGAUGGAUAUGAUGAUUGUGGAGACCUGAGUGAUGAACAAAACUGUGAUUGCAAUCCACUGAAGCAACAUCGAUGUGGAGAUGGAAGAUGUAUAACGGUAGACUGGGUAUGUGAUGGUGACCAUGAUUGUAUAGACAAGUCAGAUGAAGUCAAUUGCUCAUGUUACAGUCAGGGUCUGAUGGAGUGCAGAAAUGGACAGUGCAUUCCCAGUGCUUUCCAGUGUGAUGGGGAUAAUGACUGUAAAGAUGGAAGUGAUGAAGAUAAUUGCAGUGAAAAUAAGGGUCAGCCACCAUGUCAGGAAGGGGACCAGAGAUGUAUUGAUACUUCCUGCCCUGAUUCUUGUGGCACUUCUUCUCUCUGUGAUGUGUCCAAUAGCCGGACAAACUGUAGUCAGUGUGAACCAAUUACUCUGGAACUCUGCAUGAACCUGCCUUACAACUAUACUAACUAUCCAAACUACUUGGGUCAUAGGACUCAGAAGGAAGCCUCCAUCAGCUGGGAGUCUUCCCUUUUUCCAGCCUUGGUUCAGACUAACUGCUACAAGUAUCUUAUGUUUUUUGCCUGUACAAUCUUGGUGCCAAAAUGUGACCCUCAAACAAAUCAGCGUAUCCCACCCUGCAGGGUGCUGUGUGAGCAUUCCAAAGAACGCUGUGAAUCUGUGCUCGGAAUUGUGGGCCUGCAGUGGCCAGAAGACACAGACUGCACUCAGUUCCCAGAAGAAAACUCAGACAACCAAACCUGCCUAACACCUGAUGAGGAUGUGGAAGAGUGCUCACCCAGUCACUUCAAGUGCCGUUCUGGGAGGUGUGUCUUGGCCUCCAGAAGAUGUGAUGGCCAGGCUGACUGUGAAGAUGAUAGUGACGAGGACAACUGUGGUUGUAGAGAAAGGGGUCUUUGGGAAUGUCCAUCGAACAAGCUGUGUAUCCAGCAUGCCAUGAUCUGUGACGGCUUUCCGGAUUGUCCUGACAAAGUGGAUGAAAAGAACUGCUCAUUUUGCAAGGCAGAUGAGCUUGAAUGUGCCAGUCAUGAUUGUGUGCCACGUGAGCUGUGGUGCGAUGGGCAGCUAGACUGCAUGGACAACUCAGACGAAUGGAACUGUGUGACCCUGUCUAAAAACACAAGCUCUUUGGCAUUCCUGACUAUUCACAGGUCAGCUAUUGACUACCAUGUUUGUGCUGAUGAGUGGCAAGAAAAGUUAAGCCAACUGGCCUGCAAUCAAAUGGGUUUAGGGGGGCCGUCUGCAACAAAAAUUGUACAAGAAAAUGAGCAACUACACCAUCAGAAGUGGCUCAAUCUGCACUCUGACUGGAAGAAUAAAAAUGCAUCCACAUUACCUGCCCUUGUAGUGAAAGGGCAGUCAUGUCAAAGCAGAAGCAAAGUGUCCCUUCUCUGUAGCAAAAAAGAUUGUGGCCGUCGCCCUGCAGCUCGCAUGAGCAAGAGGAUCCUUGGUGGCAGGACUAGUCGUCCAGGACGAUGGCCGUGGCAGUGCUCUCUGCAGAGUGAACCAAGUGGGCACAUAUGUGGCUGUGUUUUGAUAGCAAACAAAUGGGUUUUGACGGUAGCACACUGCUUUGAGGGGAGAGAACACGCUGCAGUCUGGAAAGUGGUGUUUGGUAUAAACAAUCUGGAUCAUCCAUCAACCUUCAUGCAGACACGACUGGUGAAGACUAUUAUCUUGCAUCCACGCUAUAACAGAGCAGUAGUUGACUAUGAUAUCAGCAUUGUAGAACUAAAUGAAGAUAUCAAUGAGACAAGUUAUGUAAGGCCAGUCUGCUUACCCAGCAGGGAGCAGUUGGUUGAGCCAGAUACCUACUGCUACAUCACAGGCUGGGGACACAUGGGCAACAAAAUGCCUUUUAAACUUCAAGAAGGAGAAGUUCGUAUUAUUUCCCUAGAACAAUGCCAGUCAUAUUUUGACAUGAAGACCAUCACCAGCAGGAUGUUAUGUGCAGGCUACGAGUCUGGAACUGUGGACUCUUGCAUGGGCGACAGUGGAGGACCUCUUGUUUGUGAGCAGCCUGCAGGACGCUGGACAUUGUUUGGUUUAACCUCGUGGGGCUCUGUCUGCUUUUCCAAAGUUUUAGGACCUGGAGUUUAUAGCAACGUGUCACACUUCAUUGAAUGGAUUGAAAGACAAAUAUACAUUCACACCUUUCUACUAAACUAAUGCCAGAAGGCUAGUAGUGGGCUGACAUACAAGAGGCAAAGAUCAUUGGCCUUUGAGCAUUGAAGAUUGUGCAACCAAGACACUUAAGAGGAAGUUGCAAGCUCUGUGUUGUUGAUGGGGAGGUAUGGAAAAUGCAGCAUAAAUGAAUUGAUUAAACUCUCUGCUACUAAAGAUACUUUGGGGCAGGACUACUAUUUUUGUAAUACUUUUUGACUUUUCCUUUAGCUGAAUUGUGUUACUAUUCCAGGCACAACACAAGGCUUAAAGGAAGAAUCAGCCAAUUUGCUGUCUUUCAGACAUUUAAAUUAAGCUGUAGCACAGACUUUGUUUUCCCCCCAAAGUUUUAUAGUUUUACUAACAGUAGCACAUGCAGUUUCAGCCCCCAAUUCUUGCAGAGAAGAAUUAAAUCAAUAUAUUCUCAAAAAUGACAUUGAGGUCUAUAUUAAAAUUAGCCCUUCUGCUACCUCGAGUUUUCUCCCAUGUGAGCAUAGCAGGGCCUUGUCAAAAAUACAGCCAGCAUAGGAGAAUAUAUAGUUCUUUGAGACAACUGAUGAGUGGAUGAUUUAGAUACUGUCACGCUACAAUUAAGUCACAUAGUUCAGACUACUGUUAAGUGAAACAUUUACCUCUAAAGUUCAGUACCUUCUGUAUUGAUUCACCUAAUGUAACAUGUACCAGAUAGUGUCCUAUAGAAAUAUUAACUGUACUCAAAUAUUAAUAGUGUUAUGGAUUAUUAAACUACUUUUAAGUCACUGGUGUAUUGCAGUUUCACUAUGAGAAAGAAAACCCAGUGACUUGACAGUAUGUCUCAUUGUAGGUUAUGGGGACAACAAAAUAACUCGCCCCCGACCUCUAAAUAAUACAGCUGUGUCCAAAUUUCUCUAGUUCAGGGCUGCGUCUAACUCAUGAAAAUUGAGAUAGAUUGUCGACAUCCUAAUCUCAAAUGCAAAAAGGUGCAGAAAUUACAACUUCCAGUAGCCCAGGCUCCAUCUUUCUCCACAGGACCAGGUCCUCAGCUCGCGUAACCUGAUAUUGUUCAGUUAAAGUCAAAGCAACCAUAUUGAUAUAAACCAUCUUAAGCUCUGGCCUUUAUUGUGUAAGGGCCAGUUUGACAACCUUGCACUAAUAGAGUGGAACUGGAUUAUGAAACACAGGAUUUUCAGGAAGUUUUGUUUUCAGUAUUAGGAAAAAAAAUGCUGUCAUAAAAUAAACAGCCUCUCCUGCCAUCUCUGUUCACCAAAAGAUGUACUUAAAGUUGGCUUUGAUUUUAUUGUAAAGCACUGGAACACUUACAGCCAUUCUAUGUAUAUGUAAGCACUGCCAAGAAAUAAUAUUUAAAGGUAAUUUCUUAUUUCCUCAUUGAUUACUUGGGCCUUGGCCUACAACCAGUUUUCAAGCAGAACUUCCCAGUAAAAUAAAUGAGUUCUGCUUAAAAGCUGGUGGCACCAUAUAGCCCAUUGAAUAUAAUCACCUUUGUUAGGCAAUAAUGCCUCCCAAGCAGUGUCAGAAAGGAGCAGAAGUUUUUUUUCCAAAUCAUUUCUGCCACAACAUUCCAUGUAAAGAUAUUUGUAAUUUUAUAAAUGUAUUUUUAUACUAGUUUUCCCCCUUCUAUAUGUGCACAUGAUAAUAUUGUAUGUAGGUUUUAAAGAGUCAAAUUUACUCUCUCCUUCCAAUGUAUUAGUUCUUUCCUGUGUAUUGUCAUAUCUAUGACCAUGAGAAUUAUCUAACACGUGUAGCCCCAUUUUAAGGUAAUAAAACACAUUUGUUGUUUCACUUCUGUCACAGGUACAGCUCCACAUGGAAUUAACAACUAGGCAGAUGUGUUUAUUUCUACCCAUAUUAAACAAAUAUGUAUAACAAUUUUCCAAUAAUUUCUGUAAUCUAAAAUAAACACGUUUUUAUUCUU